AUGGCAAGCACAGCAGCUGAGGCCGUAGAGGACGAUAUAAGACACGUGGUGGAAUUGUGGACGACCUCAUUCUGUACACCAGUGGUGAGGUUCCUACGUUUGGUCAUCCCAGCCUCCCUCAGGCAUACCAUACUCAACAACCUCCACGCUGGCCAUCAAGGCAGAGAUUCAAUGCUCCAAGUUGAACAAAAGUGUCGCCAGUGCCAGAUUUGCGAGGUACAUGCUCCCUCUCAACCCAAGGAAGAACUCAUACCCACGCCUCCACCUCAGUAUCUAUUCCAGCAAGUGGCAGCGGAUCUAUUCCAUCUAGACGGCAACUUGUACAUUGCCUAUGCAGACAGGCUGACAAGCUCCUGCCUCAUCACUACUUUCCGUCAAUGGUUCAGGAGACUAGGCAUCCCCGAGGAGCUGUCAUGCGAUGGAGGUACUAACCUCACCAGUCAUGAAUCCAGAUGCUUCUUCAGUACCUGGUGUGUCAAGCUAAGGAUCUCUUCAGCACACUACGCUCAGUCUAAUGGGCGUACAGAGGCGGCAGUCAAGUCGGCGAAGAGGCUGCUAAGAGGUAACAUCUCCCGUGGAGGCUCACUGGACACCGACAUCACUAGGGCGCUUAUGCAAUACCUAAACACACCCCUUCAAGGGUUGGACACGUCCCCAUCGCAGCUGCUGAUAGGCAGGCAACUACGGGAUGCCAUACCAGUGGAAAAGGCACCGGCAGAGCCACGAUCAGAAACAGACGUCACCUUCGCCCGCUUCGCCCGCGAGGUAGCGAGUCCCAGACAGGUGCUCCACAGGAGCUCCAAAGCACCGUGUCAAGCCACCCUUCAACCCCCAGACCCCGGCGUACCAGCAGAAUUAUCUGCUGGGCAGGGAAAUGAAUCUGUUGAGCCACAGAAAUAUUCCAGCUGA
Penaeus indicus is the source of this 909-nucleotide messenger RNA. RefSeq lists its product as uncharacterized. NCBI's taxonomy places the organism in Eukaryota, Metazoa, Arthropoda, Malacostraca, Decapoda, Penaeidae. Gene Ontology annotation, molecular function: nucleic acid binding. The transcript is spliced from 5 exons. Gene Ontology annotation, biological process: DNA integration. Bases 1 to 909 code for a protein of 302 amino acids. The record is from RefSeq and is a predicted model, not a curated record.